AUGGCGACAACAGCAGAGUCGACUCCCCUCCUGGGCAAGAAGCCCGAUCGUCCUGCUCGCAGCGUCACUUUUAAUCCUACCAUUGCAACGAGCAGUCCACCGACCCGAAGACCUAUGUUCCCUUCAGCCUCCGCACAUUCCACAGGCUCAGUCGCAACUGUAAACACUCCGCCGAGAGAUGGCAGUCAGCCCAUGCUCUCGGCUCUUAACAGCAAACUCCGCAGAAGAAAUAGUCAGGGCGCUCCAUUGUCAAUAGGUCCCGGUGCUCCCGCUGCAAAGAUCGGCCCUCAACGCACAACAAGGACGGCCCAAAAAUUAAAACUCUUGCCCAACCCGGAACAUGGUGAAGAUGGUCCUGACGAAGAGAGUGGCCGUGAUGUCUAUUCGCAAUUCACCAGAAUAAAGGAUCCAACCGCCCGUCGUGACGCCGCAAGGCUAGGCAAAGACGAUAGAGACAAACUGCCUCGUGUCACGGCAUACUGUACUGCCAGUUCAUACCGCAUGGAGGAUCUGUUACGCUUUCUCAAGGGUCGCAAAUUGAAGAAGGCCGCGCCGAAGCAAUUCGACGAAUGCAUUUACACCCCAUACCAGUACAACCCCAAAUCAGAGCCGCAGAUCGAAGAAGCCCAGAUCGUGCACUCUACAGCUCAACGACGAUUUUCUGACAGUGCUAUCGAGGUCGAAGGAAACGCCGAGAGGAGGAGGGAAGACUUGCUGGAUCUGCAGGCCGAGAGUGAAGAAUCGGCAAUAAUAGAGAACCACGAGGGAUCGACGUCCAACGAAGCUCUCCUGAUGCCACAGACCGAUACUCCCGAUUUUGACACAACGGUCCACGUUCCCGAGGUCUUCUGCUUUGAGUAUGGAGUUGUUGUAAUAUGGGGCAUGUCUGUUCAGCACGAACAGAAAUUCUUGAAGGAACUUGCCAGAUUCGAAACGGAAAAACUCUCCAAGGAUGAUAUCCAGCAAGAAAACUUCAACUUUUACUACACCAAGGAAUACCAGGCUCGAAUUUACAACGACUUUAUCAGUCUGAGGGAGAAGAAGAAUUACAUGACCAAGCUUGCCAUCAGCCAUGCCCUGGCACAGAGUACAAAGACAUCAUUAUACGAGGACUUGGUAGACAAUACGAUUGACGUCAACAAGGAGAUUCCGGCACAAAUCGCACUGACGGGCAAAGUCAACAUGUCACGAAAAGAGAUCAACAUGCAAAUUGGAGAACUUUUCAUCUUGCGAAUCAACAUCCAUCUUCAAGGAUCAGUUUUGGACGCUCCCGAGCUCAUGUGGGCAGAACCGCAACUUGACCCGGUCUACCAGGCUGUAAGAAGCUACUUGGAGAUGGACCAGAGAGUGAGUCUUUUGACGGAGCGACUGGACGUCAUUGCGGAUUUACUGGCAGUGUUGAAGGAUCAAUUAACGCAUUCACAUGGCGAGUACUUGGAAUGGAUUGUAAUUGUGCUGAUCGCGGCCGAAAUCAUGGUGGCUGUGAUUAACAUUGUGGUCGAUCUGUACGCAGGCGUGGAUUGA
Molecule: messenger RNA, 1524 nt
Organism: Aureobasidium melanogenum CBS 110374
Lineage: Eukaryota; Fungi; Ascomycota; Dothideomycetes; Dothideales; Saccotheciaceae
Product: DUF155-domain-containing protein
Exons: 3
Coding region: 1-1524 (507 amino acids)
Source: RefSeq, a predicted model, not a curated record